This is a messenger RNA of Odontomachus brunneus, 2136 nucleotides long. Its product is annotated as inositol monophosphatase 1-like. NCBI's taxonomy places the organism in Eukaryota, Metazoa, Arthropoda, Insecta, Hymenoptera, Formicidae. The transcript is spliced from 5 exons. Bases 66 to 926 code for a protein of 286 amino acids. The record is from RefSeq and is a predicted model, not a curated record. Gene Ontology annotation, biological process: signal transduction; phosphatidylinositol phosphate biosynthetic process; inositol metabolic process. Gene Ontology annotation, molecular function: inositol monophosphate 1-phosphatase activity.
GCGCGUUGUUUGUAAACUUGUUACAGAAACGAUAAAUUUUAUCGAGUCGCCGAGAAGCGCAAAAAAUGACCACACGAGAGGAGCUCGAUUAUUGCUACGACUUUGUCUUGAAUCUUACUACAGAGUCCGGAAAGGUGAUCCGCGAUGCUUUGCAGGGAUAUAAACAAAUUGAAACAAAGGCUGGCAAUUGGGACUUAGUGACGCAGUACGAUAAAAAGAUCGAAGCAAUUCGAAUCGACAAUCUGUCGAAGCAAUUCCCAACGCACAAGUUUAUUGGCGAGGAAACAGUAUCGUGUUACGAUUUCCUACCGGAGCUCACCAAUGAUCCUACAUGGAUCAUCGAUCCGAUUGAUGGAACAACAAACUUUGUACAUUCCUUCCCAUACACUUGCGUGUCGAUCGCAUUAGCUGUGAAUAAGGAAGUUGAGAUUGGUAUAGUUUACAAUCCCAUUUUGGAACAGUUGUUCACGGCCAGAAGAGGCCAUGGAGCAUUUUUGAAUGAAAAACCAAUCACAAGCUCCAAUGUGGAAAAACUGGAGCACUCUCUGCUAUGUUUGGAAGUUUCGUACGCGACUAUCGAGAACGUCCGCGAUAUUAUACUGGGCAGAUUGGAAGCUUUUGUCUCGAUAGCACAUGGAAUAAGAACUAUGGGUUCAGCGGCGUUGACUCUGUGUCACGUAGCCAUGGGAGCUGUCGAGGGUUACCACUCCGAUCAUCUGAUGCCUUGGGACGUAGCUGCAGGUAUUCUUAUCAUUAAGGAGGCCGGCGGUAUUGUGAUCGACACAAACGGUGAAAAGUUCAAUAUGAUGUCACCAAAACUAUUAGCUGUUGGUAACAGCAAGUUAGCAGGAGAGCUAGUGAAGUUAAUAACACAUGCAGACGUUAAGACUCAUCAGAGAAAACUAUUGUUGCAAGCUGCAACAUAACUUCCCCGAAGACACUCUCACUUGAAAUUACAAUUUAUUAUUUAAAAGAUACAUGUAUAUUCCUAUAUUCAGAAUUACAAAUUAAAAUUUUAUGCAAAUAAAACACACAGAUGCUAAAAAUCUAUCACAAAAGGGAACUGUCGCAAAAUAAUUUCUUUGCGAGUAUUUAAAAGACAUUCAGAACCUAAAAUGACAUGUUAUUUAUAAAAUAUUAAUUAUAUACAUAUAUUAAAUAUUGUAUAUGUGUCCCUGUAUUCAGCAUUAUAUAAAAUAUUACAUAAUUUGUUAAGUUAUAUUAUCACAUAAAAGUCUAUGAUUGUACUGAUAUUCAUAUAUCGAUCUCUUAUUAUUUAUCAACAAUAAUGUAUAGAUCUGAACGUCGAAACAAAGUUGCUUAAUAUUUACUCAUUAUCCGUGUGAAAUAAAUAGCACAAUACAUUUGGCCGUAUUAUGAUAAGCAAAAGUUUUUCAAGUAAUUACGUGUAAUUGCGCUAAGCGCAAUGUAUAACAAACUAGAGUACCAAACCUGUAUAUGAGAUUAAUAAUGCUAAUUGUUAGAGUGUCAACUUGUAGAAGAAUAUUUUGCAGUUCGAGACUAGCGGCAGAUCUAGUAAAAGUUACAUCAAUAAGCGAGCGAUAUAGAAAGUGCAUUAAGAGAAGUUAGAAGCACAAUUGACAAAUAGAUGAUAGUAAAACUUGUUAUUAUCCAUAUGUAAUUAGCCGAUUUAAUUGGUCGUCAAUAUAAUUAGUCAUACGUAUUUAUUUAAUCUCCUUAACUAUAAAAAAAUAUAUGACAAACUUGGACGUUGCGUAUAAUGUAAAUGAAAAUCCUUGCAAUGCGUUGCUAGCUGGUUGGCCCAGCUAGCCUGUCAUGCCCAGCGCGUAGAGCGUUCGUCUCACCGCAGUGCGCGUACUAAUUGAGCUGCCGCUCGGUAGAAAUUCUUUAUCGUUAAUAUCUCAAAAUUUUACGUUGUUUAAAAAAGGCACCGAUUGCAUUACUUACCCUGACCUAUUCUAACUAUAUAUUAGCUCUUAUACGAAUCAGACACCCUGUAGAUACUCUUUUAUAACUAUGAAAAAAUUGAUCUAACUACAUAAUAUGACUAAUGCUAUCUUUGGUUGUUAAAUUUAUAUAAAUAAAACGGAAAAUACAAAUAAUAUAUGUUGAGUCAUAUGUGUUUUAUAAUCUCUAUGUGAAUAAAAUUUAGAG